Arabidopsis arenosa is the source of this 1487-nucleotide messenger RNA. The record is from the annotation of a GenBank genome assembly. NCBI's taxonomy places the organism in Eukaryota, Viridiplantae, Streptophyta, Magnoliopsida, Brassicales, Brassicaceae.
UCACAGUAAUCAACACCAACAAAUACGUUUACAAUGAAUUUGGAUAUGAAUUACACAUCUUGUUCCUAUCUCUUCUUCACAUUUAUUACCAUCUCCCUUCUUCAUAGACUCUUCAGCUCCUCUAGCCGCAGCAGUCUUCCUCCAGGUCCCCAAGGAUUUCCUAUUCUCGGUCAUAUGCAUCUCCUCCGGUCAAGCCUCCCUCGUUCUCUACAAGCCUUAGCUCACACUUACGGUCCUCUCAUGAGCAUACGCAUUGGAUCACUACGAGUACUUGUUGUCUCAGAUUCCGACACAGCUAAGCAAAUCCUCAAGACUCACGACCCUGAUUUCGCUUCCAAGUUUGUGUUUGGUCCGAGACAGUUCAACGUCUAUAAAGGAGCAGAGUUCUUUAAUGCACCUUAUGGACCUUACUGGAGGUUCAUGAAGAAGCUAUGCAUGACUAAGCUAUUCGCAGGUUAUCAGCUUGAUCGAUUUGUCGAUAUAAGAGAAGAGGAAACGUUAGCAUUACUGAGCUCCCUCGUUGAGAGAUCGAGAAAUGGAGAGGCGUGCGAUCUCGGUUUGGAGUUCACCGCUUUGACCACAAAGAUCUUAUCAAAGAUGGUUAUGGGGAAAAGGUGCCGCCAAAACUCAAAUAUUCCCGUAGAGAUUAGGAAGAUAGUGAGCGAUAUUAUGGCUUGCGCCACAAGGUUUGGAUUCAUGGAGCUAUUUGGACCAUUGCGGGAUCUAGAUUUGUUUGCGCCUUACGGGCUUCGCUGGAAGUUCAUGAAGAGAAUUUGUAUGGUGGAGCUCUUCAGCAGCAGAGCAUUAGAUAGCUUUGUUUCUGUGAGAAGCGAGGAAUUGAGCAAGCUUCUGAUACGCGUCCUGAAGAAAGCAGAAGCAGAAGAAAGUGUUAAUCUCGGUGAACAGCUAAAGGAAUUAACAAGCAACAUCAUAACGAGAAUGAUGUUCAGAAAAAUGCAAUCGGAUAGUGAAGGUGACGGCAAAACAGAGGAAGUUAUCAAAAUGGUAGUGGAGUUGAAUGAAUUAGCCGGUUUUUUCAACGUUUCUGAAACGUUUUGGUUCUUGAAAAGGCUUGACUUGCAAGGACUCAAGAAGAGGCUCAAGAAUGCUCGAGACAAAUAUGAUGUCAUGAGUGAGAAGAUGAUGUCUUUUGGAGCUGGGAGAAGAAGUUGUCCAGGAGAGAAAAUGGUGUUUAGAUUCGUUCCAGUCGUUGUAGCUGCGAUAAUACAGUGUUUUGAGCUGAAAGUAAAAGGAAGUGUAGAGAUGAAUGAAGGGACUGGAUCAUCUCUGCCUAGAGCCACACCUUUGGUGUGUGUUCCUGUUGCCAAAGAAGCUAUACAAUCAUUUUCUCUACUAGAACCAAAGGUCAACUUCUACUAAUGGUUUUUAAGAUGAAAAUGUAUAAGAGCAGGAAAACUUACCACUUGUGUAAAAAACAUUUUACAUCACUUUUCAAAACUUGGUCCUAAUAAAAUUGGUAGUAACAU